UUUCAGGUUACACGGCUGAAAUAAGACAGUACCUUUAACGAAAACUGAGCAAACUAAGUUUAAGUUCUGAGUUUGAUGAUAACUCCAUUGCGCUUCCAUAAGUCAACAUAAAUAAAAAAAAUAUCAAGUCUACGUUAAGGAAAUCAGUUUUCGUAAAAUUAAUUACUGUUGAUAAUAAUAUAAAUACUUCUAUAAAUACUAUAUCAGGAUGAUCAAAAUAAGAAUUAGAUCAUAAACUUUGUGAUUGAAAAUUAAAUGUACUUUUACGCCAGACAUCAUAUUCUCGUCAGAGAUUUAAUUAAACGAGCAAGGAUAGGCGUAAGGGAGAGUUGCUUUGACAGGGUAUCAUCCAAAAAUGGGAAAGAGAGAAUGAAUAGGAGAGACCAAAAAGGGUUUAUGCUCUCUUACAGAAUAAAAUGUGCUGAUAUGCAGGUACACUGACGAAUGAUGUUACAUAAAAAAUAUCGAAAACGAUCCUAGAAGGCCGGCUUGUAGGGCAAUAAAACGUUUUGUUUCUAAGCCAGUACUAGCUGACCGUGGUGGCCACAAUUACUGCAGAUUUCAAUCCAAUCUCUUCGAAAAUAAUUAUGUUACUCUAUUUUGCCAGUACAAAGUGUAUUAUGGUUAGUGGCUGUUUAUAUUUAGUAUUUGUUUGAUAUUACCGAACCGUAGCAAUGCAAUUGACUCUUCUAGUUUUGCCAAGAUACAAUAUUUGUACGGAACCGAAACUUCAUUCAGCAUUUCGCUAGCUCCAUGAGUACCAUAUCAAGUUCUACUGCAGAUUCUGCCAGGUUACCAGCUAUAAUAAAUGGUCAUUUUAUAUGAAAGCUUGGGAAACAAGGAACAUGAUUUCGUCUCCAUUAUCUUACUUAUUUCUACUAGUCACUUUCAAUCGACCACACGCUUUUUCCCAGCCUGUCAGCAGUCAUGAUGGACUUCCUUAUCAUUAUCACAUAGGUAGUGUCUUCAGCUGCUCGAUUAAGGCACUCGUUUCAAACCAAAUAACUGUGACACCUGCUGCGAGCGGAAGAUUCUCUAAUUUGCUUUCUCUCCUACGUAAAAUUAUCUUAUGAAAGUUUUACGAGCAACACAACAUGUUAACGCCUGUUAUUUCAAGCGCGCAGCUAUAUUAACUAGGUUUUCGUUUGACGUAUUUUGAACUACAACCUUUUUCUGUUAAUCGAAUUUGGUUUUCCCUCAGCAGCUUUCGUGAUGCGACGCGUAUUAUCAGGCUGGGCUGCUCACUUGAAGGUUUUAGCAACCCAUUUUAGCAAACUGCUGUACCUUAACUUUUCAAAUUAUCCUUGGCAAAAUUCCUUAUAUAUGUACAUAUAUAGUACACGGGUUUCAUUGUCAAAACGUACUAUUCAUUAGAAAAUAAAAUAAACCCUAGCUUGAUUUUGACGCGACGCAGACUUCUUCAGUAAAUUAUUUGUUAUAUAAUUAAUAACAAUGGGCAUAAAACAGUCGUUUUUUUUUACACACAGUUGUCGUCAUUGAUGCGACAAGUAUUGUUUUUGUUUCAUAAAUAUUCAUACCUUGGAUCUAAUUUACUGAUUAGUAUUUUUUCCAUGAACAAGCUCUAAUUCUACACUUUUUAUAUUUUUUUGGAAAUCGGACGUGUGCUGUUACUUAGUUUGAACCUCAUGAGAAGUACCUUUUCUUAUGGGCACUUUAAGUGGCAGUAACUACGAAUUACUUCUUUUAGUAUUGGGAAAAAUGCCAUUUUCAUUGCUACGGUAUUCUCGCGUAGCAUAAGUAAUGAUAGCGAGUUCUGCCUAUAGGGCAUUUACGAACGAUUCGUACAUUAAAAUGUUUUACUGCUUUUCUACGGAUUAAUAAUAACAAUCAAUUAAUAAAUAAAUGGUUUGUUUCGCAAACCCGAAAGAUGGAAUUUUUUUGGCACCUGCAUAUUUAAUAUGGAAUAAGUCCAUCCAACAACGAUGCCAGCUAGUACGGUCAAGAUGUCAGGAUAAUUUUGCUGCGUCAAAUACGAAAAUGAAUAUUUCCAAAUGAAAGUUUUUCUCCAUAGAGUUGUUUUUGUUAGGCUACGCCCACUCAUCAAAGUCACCAUUGCCAAACACGUAUUCAGUAUUUGCUUCGUUUUCUUGACGUACAUCCCGCUCUCGCAGUAGUACUCAUUGUGACCUCAGUUGUUUCCCAACGGAGUUUCUGCUCGCAUUUCCCCUACAGUGGAUUCGCCGAUUCGUUGUCGAUGAAGUAAGAUAAUAAGAUAAGUAAUUAGAUACUGUGCCGUAAAGCGACGGACAGUUCUUUGUGAAGUUGGAUGACCCUGAUGACGGUCAGAAAACACCAAAGCUUUGGCUGUCGCUUAAGAUACAGGUUUUAAUUUCCUUUGGUCAGAACCGUCUCGAGAGAACGUUUAGAGGACGUCUCGUCUAACUAACAAGCGGUCUACUUUUCAAUCUUCUCGCGGUAAUGCUGUCUACCGAUAGUUCGACCGUUAAUGCGUCACGAGAUCGGCAUCUUUGUCGUGAGGUCCGAGCCGCAUUCCCGUCGUCGAGUUGGACGGUGCUGCCAACUCCUCCAGCAUAUAAUCGCGAGCCCUUUGUUGCUUAGGCUUUCCUUCGUCGAAGCCAGCUGUUUAAGCAACUCUUUCACGACUGGCCAUAUCGCUAGUCAUCAAAAUAAAACAGACCAACUGAGUCCUGUUGCUAUGUGCCAAAAACGAGAACUGCAUAACCACUCGCUUUGUGCUUAUAUAUCUGUAGACGCAGUAUUUAUUCAAACAUUAUCAUAAUAUUUGACCUGUUACAAAAAAGACAUAUAUAUAUAUAUAUGUAGGGCAACAAGUAUUUAUAGUAUUAUACGACCCCUUUCAGUGGUGAUUGGCUCAGGGCUGUCCGCUUUCCAUAACUUCACUUUGUUAGGAUCGAAAACGCCGUUUGUGGCGUCGCGGUGGACAGCAACGAUUAAAUUUGCAUGCCUUAAGUUGGCCUACGAAAGAUGCAUAGCUACGUACGAUCACACGGAAGGCAUUCUACAGGGAAGGAGUUUUUGACACAUUUCGACAUUGAAAUCAUCUCCUUUAAAUCACAUGGUGCGGUUGGAGUUCCGCGAUCAGUUUCACUUAGAGGAGAGUCCUUCAUGUGAAUUCGACAAGUUGGAGGUACACAACGGGGGUCACGGCUAUUCACCGUUAGCUGGCACCUUCUGUGGUCGCGAAUUUCCCAAGCCAAUCCAGAGUGAAGGAAGAGAGCUCUACUUGAAGUUCACCUCGGACGCAUCCAUCGAGUAUGUCGGAUUCAAAGCUGUGUACAGUUUCAUUCCAGCGCCAAAAACGGAGGUGGAUCCCCCAGAGUGUAAAUUUAAUCGCGACGGUGUGAAUGGACGCAUCAGUUACUCUGAUAUCAGUAACAGUAUAAUCUUACAUGCAAACGAAACGUUGUCGCCAAUUGAUUGUACGUGGACAAUACGUGUGCAGAAUGGCUCUAAGAUAUAUAUUACGUUUCUGCAGUAUGAGCUGGCCCAGCCGAAUAACUGCCAGACCAACUUCCUCGACAUUAUCUCGGGGGGCGCUAAGCAAGACCGACUAAGCCAUUUUUGCGGAACCAUAGCAGAACCGACAACCUCGGUGACGAACGAGGUGCAGAUCCGCUUCUUCGCACAGGGCGCUUUGUUCAAACAAAAUAACAAGCCGCCUAAAUUAGAAGUUCUCUACACGGCGUUUAGGGAGGUCAUGGACCCCAAGGAUUGUAAUCCUCUGACUGAGUUCUCCUGUGAUGACGGCUGGUGCAUCAGCAACAAAUUGACUUGUGAUGGCGAUUACAACUGCAAAUAUCGAUACGAUGAAGACGCCAAUCGCUGCGCAGUGAGCUCUGGUAUUUUUCUGGUGCUGACUUCUGACCACAUGAUCAUCAUCUUGGUGGUGUUCACGGCACUGGUGAUGGGCAUGUGCGCUUCCAUUACCAUCACGUGCUACAAUAAAAUUCAGGAGAGACGUGAGAGAGAGCGGGAGUACAAGAUUCGCAGGAGUAAAGAGGUGUCAAUGGAAAUUGGACUGGCCCCGCCUGCAGCUCCUUCCUCUGAACUGGAAGCUGCAUUAGCGGCAGAGCUUUGUCUGCGCAAGCAACACCAAACUGGGCAGUUGGCAAGUCAACUAGCCCCAAUGAGUGGACAACUAGUAGAUGAUGUCGAAGAUGGACGCUACCUGCCCGACGUAGACCUUCAGGCAUUCCGUAAGCACCCCAAUGGAGUGCUUAUCAUGGCUGGUUCUGGGCCUGUGUGUAGCGGUGGUGGCGGUGCUGGCGGAGCCGAAGGCGACAGGCAGAGUCUAGGAGACAGACAGUCGGUCAAGUCGGUACCACUCUGCCCGCAGCAUGGCCAUGGCACCUACCGGGAUAGUGCUCUGAACAGAGAUUCGAUCACACCGCCCAUUCCGCCUCCACCUCCACCACCCAUUCAGGCGUUUUACCGAAUGCGGGACUCCCCAGCAAACGAAAUGAGCGGCCGCUGGUCACCUUUGGAAGACUCGACGAUGGCUUCCAGUCCACAGGGUCCUUCACAGACCAACGGAGGAGAGACGGGCCGACCUGACCUUGUUGCCCACCGCUAGGAUUGAGAGACACCCAGGAUCUGCGCUUCAUGGUCAGUGCUGCUCGGACGGGCCAGCUUUAGCGACCAACGACGAAAUUCACCUCCAGUUGUAAAAAAAUUAGAUCAGUCAAGAGGACUCCCUCGACCUCAAGCGCCCUCUCCAAAAAUUAGUCGACAGAUAUGUAGUCCUACAACACUUGGUCUGUAGUGUGUACAAUAAGAAUGAACCGGGACAAGCAAUAUAGCAAAUGAAUAGAUACAGCAAUUGUAAAACACUGACAAAUACACGGCUUAAAUCUUGCGAGCAAGAAAGAGUAGUGAGCUUAUUCAGAAAAAAAAACAUGUGUUGCGAGAAAUAUGAGGAGCAAAAGUAUUCAUAGAAUUAUGAAAUUCAAGGAGGUGCCUUUCUAUUUUAAGCUAGAACACAUUUCCUGAACAAACCACUAUGACGAAGGUUCAUGAUCAGAGUUUAAGCGUGACGGUACAUGUACCAAUACCACUAAACACUAUCAAGUUGUGUAUUGACUAAUUUCGGAUAACAUCGAAACCAUCCGGAAGCUCGGAUGACAUAAGUAAGCGGCACUACGCCGCGAAAUCCUUGAGCGACCAACGCCAAAGAUUACCCCAAGUCAGGGCAAAUCAUGUCGUCUCAGAAACCUGCAUGUGGGAUCAAUGAGGUCAUCUUUGACUUGUCAUUUGCUUUAACAGAUUGCAAUGUCACACCUACUGUUACAAUAGAGUUACAUUCAAAAACGUGCAUCUUGUCGUCUCAAAGCUAGGGAUACUACAUGCUGACAAGGAGAGCCAAGUAGGCUUCGAGGUCAAGGGACAUGCCAGAUUGCUAUCACGCGAGCACCAGGGAGAAUAUGCACAAAUAUUGAGGCCACCAGCUUGAACCCAAUAGAAAAACACAAGCGAUGUUAUGAAUGAACAAAUUCGUAAUUUAUUAACAAACCAGACGAAGUCGCUUAAGUAGGAGAAAAGGAUUUAAAAAAAAAAAAACUAUUUGUAGAAAGGAAAUAAAGCGAGAUAUCAGCAGGUGUUUGGAAUAUAGCUGUCCAUAGCUUACCUUACAGUUGACUCAACUUGAUCAACUUAUGUUACUGGAGGAUGUGAAUAUUGUAGAUGUCAGGCGUCAUGGUAAAGCGGUGCAAAAUUCUAGAUGCUAAAUUCUAGAUUCUAAAUGCUUUACACACAGUCCGAGGCUACUCGAUUAACUUUAGGCUAAGCUAAUGAUAUUGAUAUGGCUGAUUAUUUUUAGGAAUAAUAAACGUCCCAUGUAGGACCACGGUGGCCGGAUUAAUAUCGCAAAAUAUUCUCAAAAUCUGCAUUUUUAACGUCAGUCGAAAUUCUCCUAAAGUUUACUCGAAACCUUUGAGUUAAAAAUUUCCUCAACUAAAUAUUUGCCAUAGUAAUUCCGCAACCCUACAACUAUUGGGGAUACCAAGUAUUUAGAAAAAAAGUUAGUUAAAUUUGAGUGUUUAGAUUAGCAGGCCCUGCCAGGCAGGGUGUCAAUACUACAUGGUGUGGACUUGAAACACGAGUCACCAAUUAGCAAAGAGUAUGAUGCGCACCAAAUAAAGCAAACGAUCACGCCGAAGGGUGUAUCUAAAAACUAACGGCGGGUAUAAACGCAGCCCGUGACGGCUAGUUCAGAUGCUCGCUCGAUCCGAAUUUCCCGCUGUACUCUGUAAAGGUUUAAUAAGUUAAUGAAAUAAACAAAAACAAAAAUGACAAUGACUGCAAGAUAAUAGCCGAGUUGAACGUAAUAUAUCCCGGAUCGCUAUAAAGUAAGAUGAGCGGAAAGAGUUAGUAAAGAAUGGAGGAAUACUCUGUGGAGGCUGCUGGAUGCUUUGAUGAGGACGGCUGAUCUUAAAUGGACCUGACAGUAGGCUUUGCUCAAACGCCAACUCAGACGAAGUUAAGCAAAUCAACCACAGAGAGGGUAUAUAUAAUACGCUGUAAAACCCCAAAGCGAGCAGAAGUGUUAGAAAAGAGCGAGAAGGAGUGGUGCAAAUUAGUCUAAACUAUUCAAGUAGGAUAUGUCAAAAAAGAUCUGCAAUGACGCACUAAAAAAUUUGGAUGAAGUUUCGAUUGGUCCUUCCCGCUCACCCGAAAUACCCACAGUUGUAUUACCAUUAUGGUUAUCCCUGUGUUUACACGCAUCUCGUUUUGUUAUAUAUAAAUAUACAUACAACAGUCUCAUAAGUAAGUGAACACUGGUGAGGAGGCACGCGCCUAGAUCGAUGACAACAAUAUUAUUAUUAUUACUACUACUGCUAAACAGUUGAUGUACCAUCACCGGUUAGAUCGAGUAUUGAAUCCCUUUAUAAUAGAAUUAGCUCUUGUAGACGUUGCGAGACUCCCACACUGCGAAUAAGGACUGUUUUGUCUUGCAGGAGUCCGACAUUGUUGUACAUACCGUACUGCGUUAACGAAGAAAGUAUUUGCACUGCAAUUGCCAAUUAAUGUUUACUAUUUAAGAAUAAUGAAAUAAAACUAAAUAAAUAAAUAAAAGAUUGUCUGUAGAAAAAGGGACUACUCAACUGCGACGGUUUCAUCUGCUUUAUAUUUCAAAAAGUCGCCUGUGUUUUCUACACGUCAGUUGAUUUCGAAUCAGUAAAUUUUUCACGCUUUGCAUGUCGAAACCGGUUUUUCCCCGAAUAAAUUUCCAAAAGCCAUGCGGAACGUUGUGCGACAAGCGUGCUGUAGCAAACCUUCCUUACCGGGUUAUUUUUAGACAAACGCGGUAUUUACCAGCUCUUGUCUGA
Varroa destructor (honeybee mite) is the source of this 7328-nucleotide messenger RNA. It is a transcript of the gene Neto, whose product is annotated as Neuropilin and tolloid-like. Gene Ontology annotation, molecular function: protein binding. The record is from RefSeq and is a predicted model, not a curated record. NCBI's taxonomy places the organism in Eukaryota, Metazoa, Arthropoda, Arachnida, Mesostigmata, Varroidae.